Molecule: messenger RNA, 1325 nt
Organism: Chanos chanos (milkfish)
Lineage: Eukaryota; Metazoa; Chordata; Actinopteri; Gonorynchiformes; Chanidae
Exons: 6
Coding region: 126-1325 (399 amino acids)
Source: RefSeq, a predicted model, not a curated record
CAGAGAUGUUGAUUGUCAUAACGGGUAAGCUGAGAACAACCUGAUAAAGCGAGUUGAACAGAAAUUCUCGGCCGGUCCUGUAUACAGCUUCAGAAGGUCAGGGCUGUUGCUACUGAGACAUAACGAUGUCAGAGGCUCUCAUCCUCGCCUUUCAGUCCCAGCUGUCAGUCGUCAUGGAAACUGUUCUCAAAUCAGCCAUGUACGAGAUUACCAGGCUUGUGGAAGACAGUUUCCUGGAGGAAGUUGGACGCAGCAAACAGGAAGUGGAACUGCUGAAGCAAAGGCUUCAGCUGUCUGAGAGAAAACUGAAAGAGAGGGAGCGCGAGAGGGGAAAGACAGUCACAUGUGCUGACUGCAGCAGAACCCGGGUCUCCGGUGAGAAUGUGGGGGACGGCCCAGCAGGGAAACUCACCGGAGAUGACACCCUCUGUCUUAGCCUGAGCCUCAGGGAGCCGGGAGAACACGAUCAGCCUCUGAAUGACAAAGUGUGGAGCUCCAUGCAGAAACAGGAGGCGCUGCUCCACUCGGCGACGCAAGCGCACAAAGAUGAGCAGAGAGACGCUCGGUGCGAACAGACGUCCGGACCUCACUCCGCGACGCAAGAUCGUCUCCACGUCUUUCAGAGGCACUUGUCAUCCGCGCCAGACGCCGGUGUGCACCGUGAGACGUUCUGUGACUCUCGAGUUACGCAGGGCGACGGGUCGGACGCGUGUGGAGUGGACUCUCCUUAUGUUACAAGCAUGGACUUAAACAGUGGUCAGCUCCAGUCAGGGAUACUGUACACUUCUACCUCCACGCCAAAAAUCGCAUCUCCUUCACUGUGUCCUGCUGUGAAAUCGGAAAGCAAGGAACCGGUCGCCGUUAAAGAAGAGGAAGAAAUGAUACCGGUGUGUAAUGACCUCCUCACAGACGACGAAGCCCCUCCCGAUAUGUUCGGCAUUCCCCAUGGAGAUUUCCGUGGACCCUGGAAUCAAGAGGAGACACAGAUUGGUCAGAAGGAUCCUGCUAGAUACUCCGCUGCUGAACAAGGCAAAAGAUACACCAAAACCAAUCAGAGAACCUUCAGCGCUGUGGCCAGAGAGAUACUUACACAAUUUCAGGUUUGGCAAAAAGCCUGCUACAGCAGGAACAUAGAAUGGGGUCCGAUAACAGCAAAGAUCAUUUCCGCGCUACCUCAUUUGUCUGGGAUGGAAGCAGAGGUGAUUGUUCGCUGUACUAAAAUGCUACACAAUCGAAGGGAUUACCUUCGGAGACGGGCCAAGGUAAAUGCUUUCCUGAAAUGGUUUCCGUUGUGUCUUACCAAACAGGAGAUCAUGUAUUGGUAA